AUGGUGCUGCAGGCGAUUCAGUAUGAACAGGCUUCGGCCAACGCACCCCCCUCAUUGCAAAUCCUCGAUCAGCUCAUCUUACCACAUCGAACGUCCUAUGUUCCGAUCAGAGAUUGCGAAGAGGCCCAUGCUGCCAUCAAACAGAUGAAAGUCCGGGGGGCGCCAGCUAUUGCCAUUGUAGCUGCUCUGGCUCUGGCUGUCGAGGUGGGAGGCGAAAUCAAAUCCGGGAAACUACCCGCCUCUCCCGACGAAGUGAAGGACAGCAUCGGUCAACGACUGGACUUUCUCAAGACGAGCAGGCCGACGGCGGUGAAUCUGGGGGAUGCGGUUGGCAAGCUCAAGAUUGUGGCUAAGAAAGCCACACUGCAGCCUGGGGCAUCUGCCGAAUCUGUUGCCCGAGCCUAUGUUGCUGCUGCAGAGCAGAUGCUGGUGGACGAUGUGUCCGACAACAAGGCUAUCGGAAACCAUGGAGCGCGCUGGAUUGAGGAGAACACUGCCGCAGGGAAGAAAAGGAAAGCAGACAGAAGUCAGGAGAUUGCAAUCCUAACACAUUGCAACACUGGCUCUCUGGCAACUGCAGGGUAUGGCACGGCGCUUGGUGUCAUCAGAUCUCUGAGGGCUGCUGACAUGCUCACCCGGGCAUACUGCUCAGAGACUCGGCCGUACAACCAAGGGUCGCGCCUGACAGCAUAUGAACUCGUCCACGACGAGAUCCCGGCCACUCUCAUAACGGACUCGAUGGCUUGUGCACUGAUGACAAGGGAAGGAGAUCGCCUGGCGGCCAUCGUCGUUGGAGCUGACCGAGUUGCGGCAAACGGCGACACCGCCAACAAAAUCGGAACGCAUUCUCUUGCCGUGCUUGCCCGCCAUCACGGGAUCAAGUUCCUAGUUGCCGCCCCCAGGACAACUAUCGAUCGAGACACGAUUUCGGGCAAGGACAUUGUCAUCGAGGAAAGAGCACCGGAAGAGGUGACGAGGAUCAAGGGGCCCAGAGUUACAGCGGACGGAAAGUUACUUCUGGACGAGGGUUCAGAGGUGGUGAGCACCGCUGCAGUUGGAAUUGAUGUAUGGAAUCCUGCCUUUGAUGUGACCCCCGCAGAGCUCAUUGACGGAGUCAUUACCGAAGUCGGAGUUGUCGAGAAGAUAGAUGGGAAGUUCAAUUUCGGUCCCAUUUUUCCACAGCCCUGA
Fonsecaea erecta is the source of this 1188-nucleotide messenger RNA. RefSeq names its product S-methyl-5-thioribose-1-phosphate isomerase. Gene Ontology annotation, molecular function: S-methyl-5-thioribose-1-phosphate isomerase activity. Bases 1 to 1188 code for a protein of 395 amino acids. Lineage: Eukaryota; Fungi; Ascomycota; Eurotiomycetes; Chaetothyriales; Herpotrichiellaceae. The record is from RefSeq and is a predicted model, not a curated record. The transcript has 2 exons.